CUGUCUUAAGCAGAAUAAGAGUGGCAAGCAUCCAGAGAAGGGGAGGUGGAGCUCAGCGUGGGCAUGAAGCCCUCAUCUGGAGCCAUGGCAAGAGACACAAAGACAGAGCAUUCUCUAGUCAAGGCAGAAGCUGUGUAGCAGCAGUGCACCUAUGCAGACAGAGGGAGUGGUAACCAGAGAUAAGGUGUCCCCACCAUGGACUACACUCAGUCCCUGGCGCAAGUCAAGGACCGGCUUCAGAUCCACAGCAUCCUGGCCUGGCAGUGCCUGGCCGAGUUUCUGGGUGUGUUUGUGCUCACACUCCUCAUACAGGGGACUUUGGCCCAGGCUGUCACCAGCAGAGGAACCAAAGGCAACUUCUUCAUCAUGUUUCUGGCUAGCUCUCUGGGUGUUAGGCUAGCCAUCUACAUCAGUGGUAAUGUCUCAGGGGCCCACCUGAAUCCAGCCUUCUCCCUGGUCAUGUGCCUCCUGGGAUGCCUCCCCUGGGCCAAGUUUCCCAUUUACUCCUUGGUGCAGUUGCUAUCCGCUUUCUGUGCCUCUGGAGCAUAGGUGUAUGCUCUCUAUCAUGAUGCCCUACAGAACUAUACAGGUGGGAACCUGACAGUGACUGGUCCCAAGGAGACAGCCUCCAUCUUUGUCACCUACCCUGCCACCUAACUGUCCCUGAGCAAUGGCUUCCUGGAUCAGGUUCUGGGCACCUGGAUGCUGAUUGUGGGGAUCUUAGCCAUCCUGGACACACGGAACAAGGGAGUGCCUGCGAGUGUGGAGCCUGUGGUAGUGGGGUUGCUGAUCCUGGCCAUCAGGCUAUCCAUGGGUGCCAGCUGUGGGUUCCCAAUCAACCCUGCCUGGGACCUUGACCCACGGCUUUUCACCUACGUAGCUGGCUGGGGCCCUGAAGUCUUCAGCGCUGGCAAUGGCUGGUUAGGCCCUCUAGGGAGGGCCACACUUAGCACAGCCACACACUAGCGGCUGGUGGCUCUGCAUCAUCCUGAGCACUCAGAGCCAGCUCAGGAUUUAGAGUGUGCCCAACCUGAAGCCUCAGACUCGGAAAGUCCUGCCGCAACUCAGGUGCAUGAGAGUAAGCUGUGA
Molecule: messenger RNA, 1089 nt
Organism: Delphinapterus leucas (beluga whale)
Lineage: Eukaryota; Metazoa; Chordata; Mammalia; Artiodactyla; Monodontidae
Source: RefSeq, a predicted model, not a curated record